ACGACUUCCACAAACGAUGUAUUGGAACUUUUCGAAGUUCGAGCGACAACUUUACUAGCGCUGCUGCUCAGUCGGUUUUAGUUCUGUCGGAGUAAAGCAGCAACGUUCGCAAGUGGAACGUCAAGAUAGAAACUUGUAGAGUCAAAAUAUAAAACAAAAUGUCCAACUUGAAGCGUUUCGAUGACGAGGAGCGUGAGUCGAAAUAUGGCCGCGUCUUCGCUGUCUCUGGACCUGUCGUGACCGCGGAGUGCAUGUCCGGCUCUGCUAUGUACGAGCUGGUGCGUGUGGGAUACUAUGAGCUGGUCGGUGAGAUCAUUCGUCUGGAGGGUGACAUGGCCACCAUUCAGGUGUACGAGGAAACCUCUGGUGUCACAGUCGGUGAUCCCGUGCUGCGCACUGGAAAGCCUCUCUCCGUUGAACUGGGUCCCGGUAUUAUGGGCAGCAUUUUUGACGGUAUCCAGCGUCCAUUGAAGGACAUUAACGAGCUCACCGAAUCCAUCUAUAUACCCAAGGGUGUCAACGUCCCUUGCUUGUCCCGCACGGCCAGCUGGGAGUUCAAUCCCCUGCACGUUAAGGUCGGCUCUCACAUUACUGGAGGUGAUCUGUUCGGUCUGGUGCAUGAGAACACUUUGGUCAAGCACAAGAUGAUUGUUAAUCCUCGUGCUAAGGGUACAGUUCGUUAUAUUGCCCCAUCGGGCAACUACAAAGUCGAUGAUGUUGUGCUGGAGACCGAGUUCGAUGGUGAGAUCACCAAGCACACUAUGUUGCAAGUAUGGCCCGUGCGUCAGCCCCGUCCCGUCACCGAGAAGCUGCCCGCCAAUCAUCCCCUGUUGACCGGACAGCGUGUGCUCGAUUCGUUGUUCCCCUGUGUCCAAGGCGGCACCACCGCCAUUCCCGGUGCCUUCGGUUGCGGCAAGACUGUCAUCUCCCAGGCCCUGUCCAAGUAUUCCAACUCCGAUGUCAUCAUCUACGUCGGUUGCGGCGAGCGUGGUAAUGAGAUGUCUGAAGUAUUGCGUGAUUUCCCCGAGCUGUCUGUUGAAAUCGAUGGUGUUACCGAGUCCAUCAUGAAGCGUACUGCCCUCGUGGCCAAUACCUCCAACAUGCCUGUCGCUGCUCGUGAGGCUUCUAUUUACACUGGUAUCACACUGUCCGAGUACUUCCGUGAUAUGGGUUACAACGUCUCCAUGAUGGCUGAUUCCACCUCCCGUUGGGCUGAAGCCUUGCGUGAAAUCUCUGGUCGUCUCGCCGAGAUGCCUGCCGAUUCUGGCUAUCCAGCCUAUCUUGGUGCUCGUCUCGCCUCCUUCUACGAGCGUGCCGGCCGUAUCAAGUGCUUGGGUAAUCCCGAGCGUGAGGGUUCCGUCUCCAUUGUCGGUGCUGUGUCGCCACCUGGUGGUGAUUUCUCCGAUCCCGUUACCUCCGCCACUCUGGGUAUCGUCCAGGUGUUCUGGGGUCUCGACAAGAAACUGGCCCAGCGCAAGCAUUUCCCCUCCAUCAACUGGCUCAUCUCUUACUCGAAGUACAUGCGUGCUCUGGAUGAUUUCUAUGACAAGAACUUCCAGGAGUUUGUGCCACUGCGUACCAAGGUCAAGGAGAUUCUGCAGGAGGAGGAAGAUCUCUCCGAAAUUGUGCAGUUGGUCGGCAAGGCCUCUCUGGCUGAGACCGACAAGAUCACGCUUGAGGUUGCCAAGCUGCUGAAGGAUGAUUUCUUGCAACAGAACUCCUAUUCGUCUUACGAUCGUUUCUGCCCCUUCUACAAAACCGUCGGCAUGCUGAAGAACAUCAUUGACUUCUACGAUAUGGCCCGUCACUCCGUUGAAUCGACCGCGCAGUCCGAGAAUAAGAUCACCUGGAAUGUCAUUCGUGAGGCAAUGGGCAACAUCAUGUACCAAUUGUCCUCCAUGAAAUUCAAGGAUCCCGUCAAGGAUGGUGAGGCCAAGAUUAAGGCUGACUUUGAGCAGCUGCAUGAGGAUUUGCAACAGGCCUUCAGAAAUCUGGAGGAUUAGAGCACAUUGGCCGUACUUUUACACAUUAUCUUAUAUUGUUAUGUAGUUAACUUUUAAAAAUGGCAACAAAAACGUUCAUAUCGCGUACAGUUCCGUCAAAACAAUUCCGUGCAACACAACAAAAGAUUCCAAAAAUGAUAUAAAAAAA
Molecule: messenger RNA, 2151 nt
Organism: Drosophila innubila
Lineage: Eukaryota; Metazoa; Arthropoda; Insecta; Diptera; Drosophilidae
Gene: Vha68-2
Product: V-type proton ATPase catalytic subunit A
Exons: 5
Coding region: 159-2003 (614 amino acids)
Biological process (GO): proton transmembrane transport; ATP metabolic process
Cellular component (GO): proton-transporting V-type ATPase, V1 domain; lysosomal membrane
Molecular function (GO): ATP hydrolysis activity; proton-transporting ATPase activity, rotational mechanism; ATP binding
Source: RefSeq, a predicted model, not a curated record